AUGAUGUCUUCUGAAUUAUUGGCCAUCAUGUUGGGAGAAAAUCCAGAAAGAUAUAAUUGCACUGGAAAAUCCACAGAUGAAUGGUAUAAAACUGGUGAAAAAUCACCAAUUCUGGCCACUUAUUAUCUUGUAACUGGAAUCCUCUUCCAAAUAAUGGCAUUUCCUGUAUUAUUUGUAAUUUAUAAAUCAGAACUCUACAAAUUCUCGUGCUACAAAAUAAUGUUUUAUAUUGGAGUUGUUGAGUUCACCGAAAUCUGGGGUGUUUCGAUUUGGCCAGGAAUCAGUGCAUUGAUUGGAGCGGUUUAUUGCACUCAUCCAAGAAUCGAGACAAUUGUUGGAAAAUUGACAAUGAUUCAAUGGUUGUCGGGAACUUUGGCGUGUGUUUUGUUGGCAUUGAAUCGAUUGUUUGAUAUUAAUUUUGGAAAUGGGUUGAAUAGAAAAUGGAAUCAAAUGUUUGAUGUGAGUUUGAGAGGUUCAACAAAAUAUAGAUUUUUUUGGCAAAUUCUAAAGCGAUCUCGAGAAUUUUUGUGUUCGGAGAAAAAUGUUCUGAAAUUUCAACUACAGUACUGCUUUCUGAUUUAUGUAACCUUCUAAUUCGAUUUGCUUCUGACCGGUUCUGACAUUCUGAAAAUUGUUCCAAAUCAUUUAGUUCAAACCCAACUCUUUAAUACAGUGCAGCUCCAAGUUUUUCGAUCAAUCCGUUCAUCUUUCAAAGCUGAAAAUAGCGACUAGUACUGCACUUUUUCUGAUCUAUGUUUUUUUUAGUAGACUUCUGAUAUGAUUUCAUUUCAGAAUCUCAUAGGAGUUUCUAUGAACUCAAAACAACAAGUUCUAGUUCUUUCAUCUAGACUUGGUUUGAUGUUUGUUGCCCAAUCCCAACAGCAAAACUUCAAACAACCAGAGUACAUUUGGCUGUAGUUCCCAUAGGUGUUCCUCUAAUUGUUAUUGAUACACAAGUCCUAGAUUCUAAAAAUAAAUAUUCUAGAAACCUUGGAAAAUCUAUACAAUUCUCACAAUUAUAACAAUCUAUGGAAUCUAUGGUUCGAUAUUUUUCGAUACAGUUGUCUUCAACUCCGUUUAUAUGUCACCACUUCUAAAUCCAAUGAUUGGAAAUGAUUUCAAAUAUGAAAAUCAUUUUUUAUCAAUUCAUAAUAUCUCCAUUUGCAUUACUUUGUGUAUAAUUUAUUCGGUUUUAUGUUAUUGUCGAUUGAAAAAGAAUUUUUGGAGGGUUUCUUCACAUUUUCAGAGACAUGUAUGUGACUAAUUUGACUAAUUGUUAAAUAAUUUCAAAAAAUUCCAGAUUUUAAUGCAGUCUGUAAUGAUAUCUGUAAUAUAUUCUACUCCAGCCCUUAUGUUUGUUAUAAUUUAUUAUCUAGAGAACCCAUCUUAUUUACUCGUUCAAAUAAGUGAUAUAACUUAUCAAUUAACCGGUGGAUUACCAUGUAUAAUGUAUCUUGUUAUGAAUAGAAAAAUACGCACAAAAAUCAUCCAAAUUUUGCCAAAAGUUCCACGUUUAAAUCAAAGUCCAGUGGCGCCUUCAACAUCAAAUCACACAUCAAGUAGAAUUAGGUUUUGAGAGAAAAAAAGAUUGUAUUUUGAUAAACGUGUUUUUUUGCAAGCAAAUUUUUUGAAUGAACAACAGGUUUUGGCUAAUUUUUGAUAAUUUUUGCAUAUCAAUUUCAAAUCAUAUUUCUUGUUUGGAUUGAAAAAUGCUGUCGAAAUUGAAGAUGAAAAUUACGAAUAUUGGUGUGAGGAAAAAUGGUGGGUUUUUUUUUGAGAAAAAAAUAUUUUGGAAAAUCAAAGAUCAAGGAGUACUGUACUCAAUGUGACCUAAAGUAAAUACUUCGUUUGUUCUAUUUCUGUGAGAACAAGAUUUUCUUUGAUUAUCAGAGAACAAUUUUUGGAAUUAGUUAUUUAAAAAAAAUUUAAAACUGUAGAUCAAAUAAACCUGGGGACUUAUUUGGGAAGCUCGAGGUUUCUAGAGGUCUUAAGGCUAUUAAGAUUUUUCAGGCAACUUAGGAUUCAGGAGGCUGGCUUCCUAGGCUUCUGAAUGUUGUUCAGAGAACUUUUUCAGUAAGAUUUUCGCAUGAAUGUUUUCCACUGAUUUUCCAAAAAAAUGGAUAAAUUUCAGAACCUUGCAGUAAAUUUUGAGUCAGACCUGGUCCGAAUCAUCAACCUUUCCCUGUGACAAACACAAUUUUUCAAAAAAAUAUGGCACAGUUUUUUCUGAAAUUUCAGAUUCUCAAAACAAAAUCUAAAAAAAACCUCAACACAAAAAUUGUUAUCUUUGAUUUCAUUUUUCAGUUUUCAAUUUGUUAAUUGACCUAGCAGACCACAGUCUAUUAAAUAAAAUAAAAUACAUAAUAAUACAAACAUUCGACCUUUUUCACAUGUCUGUUCAUUUUUCACCAGCACUCAAAAAUACAUACUUUCGAUUCUUUUUUUUCUUCUUCUUCUUCUUCUAUAUUGUGCUCACUACUCAAUCCAUGUAUAUUUCUUUCUCGAGCCCUCUCUCCGUCUCUAUCCACAUUCAGACAGCCUUGGCCCGUCUGCGCGCGCCGCCACCAUUCUCUCUUUCUCUCUCGUCUCUUCAGUCGACCAUCAUAUUUUGUGUUUUUCUACAUCUCUCCGUCUAUUUUCUCUCGAUUCCGACAUACACAGUUUCGAUUUUGAUUUCUUGUCUUCGUCUUCUUCCCUUCGCUUUGUACAAUGAUUCGUUUUCAGCAUCGAAUGAUUGAUUUAUUUUUCCGUUUAUCCCACGAGUUUUUCUUACUUAAAAUUACAGUCUUCUCUCUACUGGUUUUUGAACUUGAUGAAAAUCGUAAUCAAAACUUCUUUUGUACUACAACUACUCUUUUCUUCCCUUCAAACCAGAUUUUCUAUUCACCUAUUCUCUUUUUCUCAUGUUAUUGUUGUUGUUCACAACCAAUUAGUAUCUGAUUUUUCGUUGAAAUACGCGCAACCCUUUUUCACUUUUUUUUCAACUAGCGAUGCUUUUCAGCUUCCAGAAAUUUUUGUAAUAAUAAUAAUACUAAUAAAUUAUUAUGAUCUUAUCGUACAAUUUUACAGUAAGAUUACAAAAUUUUUUGUAAAAAUAAAAAAAGAAGAAAAAAAAACAAUUUCAAAAUUCCCACGUGAAAGCACGUGCGCUCCACUGCUAAUCAUUUGAUUUUUUCUUUUCUUUUUCCCGCGGGCCAUUUUUCUUUUUCGUGCGCACAAAAUGUGCAAAAAGACCAUUGUCUACUCAUAAAACUUUUUUUUUCCUUUGCAUAUUGAUUAAUGCUCUUUGUGUUUUGAAAAGGUUUAAGCAUCUACGCAACACAUGUUAUCUACAAUUCACUUCUCAAUAAGUAUAUCUCGCUUGCACCCCGCCAAAAAUAUUGGUCGGCGCUUUUCCAAGGACACUUUUCGAUUCUAGGUUAUUUACAAGGGCGCAGUCUUUCUGUCCCUUUACUUCUUUUUUCAAGAAGGUCAUUUCUUCCGGAAUAUUUUUUUUCGUUCAACACUUUUUGUUCAUUACAUUAAAAAUGUUUAUCUUAUCUGAAUAACAAUAAGUUUACCUAUUUACUCAUUUACUUGUUUAUAUUUUGUUUCAAACAACAAAAAAACAGCUGUUACUGUGUUGUUAUUGACCCAAAUGUAUUUUUUCCAGAAAAUCGUAUAAAGAAGAAGAAAACAACUUGGGAUAAAAUCGCGGAUCCAAAAAUGAGUGGCGAAGUUGAAGCAGCACCAAUCGCUGCGCCACCUGCACAACAACAACAACAGCCACAACCAAAUGGUGAUGAUCUUGUGACAAGUGGAAGUGUUCAAUCAAUGAAUGCUAGAUCGGUUUCGCCGUGUCCAUCAGUUAGCCAUCAUCAGGAUCCGCUUUUACCGGUAGCUGAAAACUGGUGUCAUACACAGGUAUUUUAUUCUAUUUUCCUCUUCGUAAUUAAAAUUUCGAAAUAAUUGAUUUUUAGGUAAAAGUAAUCAAAUUCAAUUAUAUGUGGACAAUCAAUAAUUUUUCAUUUUGUCGUGAAGAAAUGGGAGAGGUUUUGAAAUCAUCAACAUUUUCCGCUGGAAGUAGUGAUAAACUAAAAUGGUGUUUACGGAUAAAUCCAAAGGGUCUCGAUGAAGAAUCGCGGGAUUAUCUAUCAUUAUAUCUUCUAUUGGUUCAAUGUAAUAAAUCCGAAGUUCGUGCAAAGUUCAAAUUUUCAAUACUAAAUGCAAAACGAGAAGAGACAAAAGCGAUGGAAUCUCAAAGAGCAUAUCGAUUUGUACAGGGAAAAGAUUGGGGAUUCAAAAAGUUUAUUCGACGAGAUUUUCUGCUAGAUGAGGGAAAUGGACUUUUGCCCGAUGAUCGUUUGAGUAUUUUUUGCGAAGUUUCGGUGGUCGCAGAGACUGUAAAUGUGACGGGACAGACGAAUGUUUCACAAUUAUUCAAAGUGCCAGCGGGUAGAUUAUCAGAAGAUUUGGCCGGGUUAUUUGAAAAACGGACAUGGUCCGAUUGUAAAUUGAUUUGUAAAAGUAGUCAAGGAAUGGCAUCACAAACUUUUCAUGUAGGUUCAAAUUGAGUUGUUUCUAGAUAUUAAUUCAAGUUUUUUUCAGGUACACAAAGCUAUUUUGGCCUCAAGAUCCAUCGUUUUCCACGCAAUGUUUGAACAUCAUAUGCGAGAAGCUGAACAAAAUGAAGUUGAAAUUAAUGACGUGGAACCGGAUGUAAUGAGAGAAUUAUUAACGUUUAUGUAUACUGAUAGCACACGAUGUUUGGAUCAAAUGAGCCAAAGUUUGAUUGCGGCUGCUGAUAAAUAUCAACUUGAUCGUUUGAAAGUUAUGUGCGAACAAUCGCUAUGUCAAGCUCUCACAGCAGAUAAUGCUUGUGUCACAUUAGUUUUAGCUGAUAUGUACAGUGCUGAUCAAUUGAGAUCUCAUGCUAUCAAUUUUAUCAAUGUUAAUGCUACAGAGGUUUGUUUUGUUUAAGUUUUUUUUAUUUUGAAGUAAAACUUAUACUGAAUUUUUGGUUCAAUUUUAUUCAAAAACUCAAGGGUACAAAACACACAUUCCAAGUUCAAAACCUGAAUUUACACGACGAAUUUGUUACUAAAAAAUUUGGCUCUGGAAAUUGACUUUCGGAAAAAAUUCAUUUUGUAGUUUUCAAAUUUGACAAUUUGAAUUGAAUUAUAAACGAGAUCAUCUUAUUUCCAAAGUUGCUUUGAAAACUGUAACCUGAUUUUUUUCCAGGUGAUGAAUACGGAAGGUUGGCAAGAUUUGGUGAAAACUCAUCCGAAUUUAUUGGAAGAAGUAUUUCGCGCUCUCGCCACACAACAAACUCCCCCAGUUGUUCUCGUUCAACCACCCAAAAAACGACCAAAACAUUGCCCAUAUUGA
Caenorhabditis angaria is the source of this 5367-nucleotide messenger RNA. Lineage: Eukaryota; Metazoa; Nematoda; Chromadorea; Rhabditida; Rhabditidae. The record is from the annotation of a GenBank genome assembly.